AUGGAUCAAGAUUCGUUCAGGAAACUCUUGCAGACGCCAAAAGCUGGCGCGUCCAACACUCCCUCCUCCCGUGGCUCCCUCUUAGCAGCAACUAGCAAGUCAAAACCGAAGACCGCUGAUGCAGCACAGCCGGCUUUCAAACCGCGAACGGUGAACAAGAAAUCGCAAGGAACACAUCCUUACCGUGAUCGUGCGUCAGAGAGGCGACUAGGACUUGAAAGUGACUAUGCUCAGGCAAUUAUCUAUUUGCUAUAUAACCCUUCUGCACUCGCCGAAGACUUCGAGCGAAGGAAUGCAGAUAAUGUCGACAGGAAAGCGGUAGAAGAGCAAAGUCAUUACCUUGGGGGUGACGGUACUCAUUCAGUGCUGGUCAGAGGGCUUGAUUUUGCACUCUUUGAACAAAAUCGUGUCCGGGAGGCUGCAUCCACUGCUGCUGAAGAUGAUGUUUCGCUCGAGACCGCCUUCAAUGAAGCCUUACGCAAGAUACCGCGGAAGCGCACCCGCGAGGAGAUUGUGCAAGAGCUGAAGACCAAACGAACCAAGACCGGGGAUAUAGGACGUGAUGCGGAGUCAAAAGAGAUACUUCCUGGGGAGGUUGCGAAACUUGAGGAGGCGAAAAAGGCCGGCAAGUUCAAACCCAUAGGGAAUGUGACCACUGAGAAGCCCAAGAAGAAAGGAAAACACAAGUCUGAAGGGAAGUCUGACCGGAAGAAAAAGGAUAUGACAGAGAGAUCAAUCCGAAAGAAGUCGCCUUCUUCGGAGACUAUCCCAGAAGCGGCACCAUCUACAUUCAUACGAUCGCCGCCUCAACCAGCGAAGGAGACCGAGCCUAUCGAAGAAGACUUUGAUAUCUUUGCUGGCGCAGGAGAGUAUACUGGCGUUGAUUUGGGCGAUGACGACGAGAGUGAUGGCGAAGCGCAUGAGGAUCGGCCAGAGAACGAAUUUCGAGAGGCUACCUCCAACGAGCCGCCAACAAGAGGUGGUUGGUUCGUAACGGAUGAAGAAGAUAGACAAAGGUCGCUAACGCCCCCGCGCAAGUCUGCGGAGCCGAGCCGAUCUUCUGUCGCGGAGCCCCCACCACCGGCAAGUGUACACUCAGAUGAGGAAGAAGAAGCGGAGGAACGCCCCAUGCGCCUGCAGCCUCUCGCAUCAUCCGCCCUCCCGUCUAUCCGUGACCUACUUGAGCUUGAUUCGACCACGGAGAAGGCAGAUAAGCGACGUGCAAGGAAGGAGAAGAACAAGGAUAAACAUGUGGGAGGGGAUGGGAAGACUGACAAAAACAAGCUAGAAAGGGAUUAUAAGCGCCUCAAGGCUUACACUGAUAAGAAAGCAGCUAUUGGUGGAGGUAAGAUGUAA
Molecule: messenger RNA, 1356 nt
Organism: Fibroporia radiculosa
Lineage: Eukaryota; Fungi; Basidiomycota; Agaricomycetes; Polyporales; Fibroporiaceae
Exons: 6
Coding region: 1-1356 (451 amino acids)
Biological process (GO): mRNA splicing, via spliceosome
Cellular component (GO): nucleus
Source: RefSeq, a predicted model, not a curated record